AUGCCUUUUGUACCUACAUUAGGAGGUGUUGCAGUACCAUCCCAAAUGUCUCCGAUAAUGGAGGUGGACACAGAGGAGGAUCAGGAAGACCUGAUUCCUGCUCCAAAUGCAGGACGUUUUUUUAACAUCAACAACAGCAACAACAAUGAUGAGGAAGAAAAGAAGAACAAGAAGAAAAAGGAGAAAAAAGAGAAGAAGGAGAAGAAAGACAAAAAAGAAAAGAAAGAGAAGAAGCAGAAAAAGCAGAUGAAACUGAAAGAAGAGAAGGAGAAAGAAAAUGAAAAAGAAAAAGAGAAGGAGAAGGAAAAAGGAAAGGAAAAAGUUAAAGAGGAGGGGCCUAAAGAGGUGUUUGUGAUUAACCCAGCGGGACUUCUGUAUUAUCAAUGGCUGUUUAUAAUCACCAUUCCCGUCAUGUAUAAUUGGACAGUUAUCAUUGCAAGAGCCUGUUUUGAGGAACUGCAACAUGAUUAUAUACUGAUAUGGUUCUUCUUGGACUACACCUCUGACCUGCUUUACUUAGCUGACAUGGCCUUCAGAGCUCGAACAGGUUACCUGGAACAAGGCUUGCUUGUCAAAGAUGAAAAGCUCCUGCUUCAGCGGUACACAGACAGCUUCCAGUUCCGCAUCGACGUGGUCUCCAUGUUACCCACAGACAUCUUCUACUUUGUUUUAGGGCUAGACUACCCCGAGAUCCGCAUUAACAAGCUGCUUCGCCUGAACCGCAUGUUUGAGUUCUUCAAAAUCUCAGAAACGAUGACCAACUACCCCAACAUUUUCCGGAUCUGCACCUUGGUCAUGUACAUAAUCAUCAUUAUCCACUGGAACGCGUGCCUCUACUUUUCCUUCUCUAAGUCCAUUGGGUUUGGAUCAGAUCCAUGGGUGUAUCCCGCUCUCACUGAACCGGAGUUUGACCAGCUGUUACGAAAAUAUUCCUUCAGCCUGUACUGGUCCACACUUACCCUUACCACCAUUGGAGAGACGCCUUCACCCGAGCUUGACUCUGAAUUCUUCUUUCAUGUGGUUGACUUCCUGGUGGGCGUCCUGAUUUUUGCCACCAUUGUGGGCAAUAUUGCCACCAUGAUCUCCAACAUGAACGCUGCCCAGGCACAGUUUCAGGCACGGAUUGACAACAUUAAACAAUACAUGCAUGCGCGCCACGUCAGUAAAGACUUGGAGAAUCGUGUCAUCAAGUGGUUUGACUACCUGUGGAAUAACAAGAAGGCACAAGAUGAAAGAGAAGUCUUGAGGUACCUCCCAGACAAGUUACGGGCAGAGAUAGGCAUGAACGUGCACUUGGAUACGCUCAAGAAGGUACGGAUCUUUGCGGAUUGCGAGGCUGGUUUGUUAAUAGAGUUGGUGCUGAAGCUUCAGCCUCAGGUCUUCAGUCCUGGUGACUACAUCUGUCGCAAGGGUGAUAUCGGACGUGAGAUGUACAUCAUAAAGGAUGGCAAGCUUGCUGUGGUGGCGGAUGAUGGCGUCACUCAGUUUUGUGUUCUUGGAGACGGGAGCUACUUCGGUGAAAUCAGCAUUCUGAACAUAAAGGGCAGCAAAGCUGGAAAUCGAAGAACGGCCAAUAUUCGAAGCAUUGGGUACUCAGAUCUCUUCUGUCUGUCUAAGGAUGAUCUGAUGGAGGCUCUAACGGAAUAUCCUGAUGCUAAAGCUAUGUUGGAGGAUAAAGGGAGAGAGAUUCUGCUGAAGGAUGGUCUGCUGGAGUUGGACCCUUCAAAACUGAAGCCGGAUGAGAGGGACUUGGAGUACCGCGUGAACCGGAUCUACAGCACGCUGCAGAUCAUGCAGACCAAAGUGAUGAAGCUGAUAGCAGAACACGCAGAGACAAAUAAAAACAUCAAAAAACAGAUUGUAGAGAUAGAGCGGUAUGCCGGGGAAGAGGUAGAGGAUGAAGAUGAAGAGGAGGAAAAGACAGAAAAAGCGAUACAAGAGGAGGCCACAAAGGAGGAGAAGAUGGAAGAUGAGACAGAGGAAAAGAAAGAGGGAGAUCCAGAAAAACAGAGGUCAGAUGAAGAUAAGGAAAUGACGGGAGAAGUGACGAAAGAGGAAAAGGAGGAAAAGGAGGGGGAACCGUAG
This is a messenger RNA of Paramisgurnus dabryanus, 2085 nucleotides long. It is a transcript of the gene cnga1a, whose product is annotated as cyclic nucleotide gated channel subunit alpha 1a. Gene Ontology annotation, biological process: monoatomic cation transmembrane transport. Lineage: Eukaryota; Metazoa; Chordata; Actinopteri; Cypriniformes; Cobitidae. Gene Ontology annotation, cellular component: intracellular cyclic nucleotide activated cation channel complex; plasma membrane. The record is from RefSeq and is a predicted model, not a curated record. Gene Ontology annotation, molecular function: protein-containing complex binding; cGMP binding; intracellularly cGMP-activated cation channel activity.